Messenger RNA from Suillus bovinus, 624 nucleotides. RefSeq lists its product as uncharacterized. Gene Ontology annotation, cellular component: ubiquitin ligase complex; cytoplasm. Gene Ontology annotation, molecular function: zinc ion binding; ubiquitin protein ligase activity; ubiquitin conjugating enzyme binding. NCBI's taxonomy places the organism in Eukaryota, Fungi, Basidiomycota, Agaricomycetes, Boletales, Suillaceae. The coding region runs from base 1 to 624 and encodes 207 amino acids. The record is from RefSeq and is a predicted model, not a curated record. Gene Ontology annotation, biological process: positive regulation of proteasomal ubiquitin-dependent protein catabolic process; ubiquitin-dependent protein catabolic process; protein polyubiquitination. The transcript is spliced from 2 exons.
AUGUUUAUCAAGUUUCUGAAACGAGAUCAAACUCCAGUAGAAUGUAUUGCUUGCGGGGAUAAGGUCCCAGCGAAGCAAAGUAUCCGUGCGCCAUGUGCUCAUCACUAUUGCCGGGGAUGCAUAGUCAAUUUCGCCAAGGCGUCCAUGAAAGACGAAACUCUGUAUCCCUUGCAGUGUUGCCAGAUCCGAAUGCCAGCAAAGAAAGUCGAUCGACAAUUACCCAAACCACUGCAGUCGCAAUUCCGUGCCAAAACUGUGGAAUAUUCUGUCCCACCGGCUACACGAGUGUACUGCGCAAAUCAGAAAUGCUCUGCGUUCUUGUGCUCCUCAGAUACUCGGAGUCGCAAGGGGAACAUGUCCUGUCGUGUGUGUGGCACCACAAUAUGUCUCGCAUGCAAGAAUAGGAAACAUUUGGGAGAAGAAUGCUUAGAGGCAGGACUGCAAAGAGACUUGAAGACGCUCGUAGACGAUAAAAAUUGGCAGUCGUGUCCUGGAUGCCGGGCGAUCGUCGAACGUACAGAUGGUUGUAGCCAUAUUACGUGUCGCUGCUCCACCCACUUCUGCUAUCGAUGUGGAGCUCGCUGGCGAAAAUGCUUUUGCCACAGAGACUCGGGGGAUCACUGA